Messenger RNA from Punica granatum (pomegranate), 840 nucleotides. The record is from RefSeq and is a predicted model, not a curated record. NCBI's taxonomy places the organism in Eukaryota, Viridiplantae, Streptophyta, Magnoliopsida, Myrtales, Lythraceae.
UCUUCACUCUAGCCCUAACUAACAAAGAGAAAAACAGGCAUGAGAAAGCUUGAAGAGAAAAUCCCUCUUAUCCUUCUCGUCCUUUUUAUGGCCUUCCAAUUUGUUCCGGCCACCCAAAAACCCUUCAGAGACUCUAAACCCUGCAAGCAGUUCAUGCUAUACUAUCACGAUGUGCUGUUUGGCGGCAAUGACCCCCUGAAUGCGACGUCGGCCAAUGUCACGGGACCAUCAGGGCUCGGGGCCUUUGACUUUGGCAAGGUGGUAGUGUUCGAUGACCCAAUGACGAGGGACCAGCACCUGACUUCCCCUCCCAUAGCACGUGCCCAGGGCAUGUACUUCUACAACAUGAAGAAGGUCCCCAACGCCUGGUUUACUUUUAGCCUGGUGUUCAACUCGAGUGAGCACAAGGGUACGCUCAACAUCCUCGGAGCAGAUAUCAUAACUGCGAAGACAAGGGACCUGUCCGUGGUCGGUGGGACCGGAGAUUUCUUCAUGACUAGAGGAAUCGUGACUCUUGAGACGGAAGUGGUUGAGGGGACCAAGUAUUUCCGCCUAAAAAUGGACACUAAGUUGUAUGAAUGUUACUAACUAGCUUAUUAUCAUCGCACGCCUUGAGAUAUAAAGAUCCACCAUCAUAUAUGUUACAAUAUGUUUUAUUUCAUCGGUCGUGAUAUGUUUUUCCUUUCCUCGGUCACAAAUAUAUGCGAGGUAAGCCGUGGAAUUAGUAGGCAAUAGGGAAAGGAGAAGAUGUAAUAUUUGUUGCCUUGUACUAUGUAUACCUGGUAAUAAUGCUAUAUUUGGAAUGAUAGUUCUAGUAUAAGGAAAUAAUGUUUUGCUAAU